Molecule: messenger RNA, 518 nt
Organism: Ceratosolen solmsi marchali
Lineage: Eukaryota; Metazoa; Arthropoda; Insecta; Hymenoptera; Agaonidae
Exons: 3
Coding region: 2-364 (120 amino acids)
Source: RefSeq, a predicted model, not a curated record
UAUGCGUUACGAACAAAUUCAGUAUUUUCGAAUCUAUUUAUUAAAUAAUGGGAUAUUUAAAGGAAUGGGAUACGGGUUGCCAGGCGAGUCCGUGCUGCGUUUAUCAACAGAAUGCGCAGAAACUGCUUAUUCUCCACCAGCAACGCGUCGUCAUUUAUCCAUUCAAGACCCCUUAAAUCUAAAACUGUCACCAUCGUUAGGAAAAAUUUGCGAGCCAUCAAUGGCCGAUAACUCCUCGAUGAUGGCAGUAUCAGAGCCGAUUUUGGAGGCUACUUUGCCAAAUGUUUCGUCAUCAAUGGAGCCGCUCUUGAAGAAUAUCGGGACUCCGGCAUUACCUCUUGAAACAUCCGCUGCCGAAACAUAAAUUCAUAAAAAUACAUUUAUACGAUCGAGAUUCGGCACAAUCUUUAUUUACGAUGCCGUCAACAUUAAAGAAAAAAAGAGCUUUUUCUACGUAUGGGAGACACUGGUCUAAUCGUCUCAUUAAGUUAUAUAAUAAUAAUACACAAAUGCUACGU